ACCAAGCUGCUCCUUGUCCGUCCCCCUCUUUCCGCCGAGUCCCCCGCCGCCCCACAAUGCUUCACUCAGGGUUUAUCUCCUCCACUCUGAAUAAAUAGAGACACCUUAUCUGCGCAGAGGAGAGCGGUGAUAAAUGCUUUCUCCUGCUCCUCGCAAGGGUGAAAAGACAAGCGCGCCUCACUUCUUCAUCAUAGAUGCUCUUUUCGGGGCAACGGAAUAGGAGGCAUUUCUCAUUCGGGUCAUGGUGGUGUUUGAGAAAAUUGCAAAACAAUUCUGAGAAGCCGAAUGCAAACUCCCACCCUGUAAUACAACAGAGAAGAAACCAACAGAAAAGCCGUUUCCUGCCUUUUUUCUGGGUAGUAAACAAACUUUGGUGGUGGGAUCCACUCGGAGUCGUGUUGAAUCCAGCGAAGCAGCCUCUGACCAGCGGAGGAGCAGAGGGAGCGACUUGCUGGCCGCUAAGCGCUCUGGUUGUUUUGGAUCCCAGGCCCUUAAUGAAGCUGGGGGUCAACAGCAGCGUGCGGCUAAUUGGCCAAGUCUGCUCGGGGCUCCGGCUGCCUGUGAUUGAAGUGUCCAGCGAGGGCCCACUGUGCAGCUACCGCUGCACCCUGCUCUGUUCCACUCCAACAGCCAAGACGCUCGCCGCACCCCUGUCUGCCUCUUCCUAAGAUGGAAAGCUGGGUCUCCCUCCUCCUCUUCCUCUGCCGUUUGACUGUACGAGCCCAGGAGGCGAGCAGCAGAACCCCAGUCUCAGAGUUCUCCUCCGAGACCCCCAUCAACAAUGUGCUCCAGGACCCCCAGACUGGUCGCAUCUACUUGGGAGCCGUCAACAACAUCUUUCAGCUGGGGCCCUCGCUUCGACUGGAGGCUCGGGCCGAGACGGGCCCCAAAGAGGACGCCCGGACCUGUACCCCCCCGGCCUCCGCCUGCCAGGACACCAAGCCCAUGCCCAACCUCAACAAGCUCCUGCUGGUGCACCCGACCAACGGCUCGCUCAUAGUCUGCGGCAGCCGCUACCGAGGCAUCUGCUCCCUCCUCAAUCUCACCAAUGUGGAGCAGCAGCUGUAUUACAGCGACAAUAAAGGAGAGAGGACUUACGUGGCCAGCGUAGAGGACAAUGUGAACGUGGUGGGCGUCAUGUCCACCUACGUCAAAGAUGGAGAAACCUUCAGAGUGUUUCUCGUCGGUAAGGGCUACGGAACCCUGGACAGUACCAAACUCAUCAGCACGCGGAUCCUGCAGGACUUCCGGGACUGGGUCGUGUUCGAGAGCAUCAUCGAGGCGUCCACGGUGCAGACGAUGCCGUUCGCUCCCAGGUACCUGCACGACUUCCGCCACGCCUUCAAGGAGGACGGCUUUGUCUAUUUCCUGUUCUCGCGGACCCUCGAUGGCUCAGACAACAAGAACCUGACCUUUGUGUCGCGUCUGUGCGAGGACGACGACCAUUACUACUCCUACACCGAGCUGCAGUUGAACUGCGGCUCGCGCAACCGAUACAACAAGGUCCAGGCUGCGUUCGUGGCCUCCCCGGGGAAGGAGCUGGCGCGGGUCAUGACCGAAUCGGGCGCGUACGGGAAAGUGGUGUCGUGGAGCAAGGUUCUGUUCACGGUGGCGAGUCCCGACGGCGACGACGGCGACGCCGCUCUCUGCAUGUACCCGCUCCACUACAUUAAUGAGAAGCUGGUGGAUAUCAUCAGCGCCUGCUACAGCGACUCGGGCAAAAUCGGCAGCUUUCCCGCGGUGCACAUUCCCUACUCGAGCAAAACGGAGGAGUUCUGCACGUCAAACAUUGCAAAAGACCUGUUGGAAGACUUCAAGUGCGGCGCGGACUUCCUGCCGUCCCCUCUCGCCAGCAAGCCGAGGUUCGCCCUGGUGGCGCCCGCCGUGCUGACCAUGCCCAGUCUCCUCAGCGCCGUGGCCGUCACCGUGGAGAACGACCACACCGUCGCCUUCCUGGGCAACAGCCGAGGAGACGUCUUCAAGGUGCACCUGACGGAUCAGCCGUACGUGUACAGCACGGUGCCCGGCGACGCGGCGGGCGAGAGGGUCAACAAGAACCUCUUCUUUGACCUGAGCCACAGCAGCCUCUACGUCACCACAGAGAAAAAGAUCACCAAGGUGCCGGUGCAGACGUGCCUGGAAAAGGACGACUGCCAAUCAUGCGUGGAACUGAGGGACCCGUACUGCGGCUGGUGCGUCCUGGAGGGCAGGUGUACCAGGAGGUCUGAGUGCCGACGGGCAGAGGAGAAGAAUGGCUGGCUGUGGAGCCCCAGGCAGCAGUGUGUCAAGAUCGUCUCCUUCUAUCCGCCGAACCUUUCCUGCAAAAAGACGGUGAAGGUGAAGAUCAACAUUCCCUCCCUUCCCACCAUCGGAGCCUCCGAUCGUCUGACCUGCACCGUGCGGUCCUUCCACAGCGUCGGCAGCAUGUCCGAGUCCGGCCAGGUCUCCUGCGAUCUGCCCCACCUGUCGCACAUACCACAAACACCGGACGACCAAGACUUCGUGGCCGUGGCCAUCAGGGUUUUCGCCAACGAGACGGUGGAGCUGGCGUCUCGGGAGUUCAAGUUCUAUAACUGCGCCGCUUCAGUGAGGAAAUCUGAGAACACACCAUGCAUGUCGUGUGUGACCAGUCAGUGGGGCUGUCAGUGGAACACGCUCGACCACACCUGCAGCGACAUGGAUGACAACGUCGUGGGCACCAACAUCAUCAAGCAUCGCCAGGGAGCGAAGUGUCCUCAGUUCGAGAACCCGGACCCUGUGCUCAUUCCCGUGGGCUACAAGACGCGAAUCAGCUUUGAGGGGAUCAAUUUGGACUUCUACCAGAGUCAUUCCUUCACCAUCGGCACCGAGCUGAUGAGGAACGCGGAGGAAGACGUCAACUUCGAGGAGGGGCUGUUCUACACUUUCAGCGGGUUCAACUUUUCGUACGAUAAGUCACUGGAGACCAACGUUCUCUUCUACGUGAAGGACAAGGCGCUGAACAAGAAGAUGGACAGCACACUGAACGUGACCCUGUACAACUGCUCCGUGGGGAGGGAGGACUGUAGUCUCUGUAAGAACGCCGACCCCAAGUACAGGUGUGUGUGGUGCGCCAGGCAGAAGGCGUGCGUGUACGAGAAGCUGUGCAGCACCCAAGGCUCCCAGAGUCCCUACGACGUGGAGUGCCCUGACCCCCAAAUCACUGGUAUCAUCCCUCACUUUGGACCCAUGCAGGGAGGCAUCUCCGUCACCAUUCGCGGCUCCAACCUCGGCAUCCACAGGGAAGACAUCAAAAGCAUCAGAGUGGUUGGAGAGCCUUGUAUCCAUCAGGAGGAGAAGUACUCUGUCUCUACGAGCGUGGUGUGUGAGAUCGGCCCCGUGGCCCCUAAGGGCCCACACUGGGGCCCGGUGGAGGUGGAGGUGAAGGGCGGGAAGAAAGGAACGUCGUCGGUGCUCUUCACCUACAGGAACCCAAUCCCUGAGGGUGUGGAGCCUGAUAGAGGCCCCAAAGCUGGGGGCACCCUCCUUACAAUCACUGGCCGAUUCCUGGACACGGGCAGUCGGGACGACGUGCAGGUCACCAUCGGAGCGGUGGAGUGCGCUGUGGAGCAGUUUGGACCAGUGAUCACCUGCAGGACAGGAGAAUACCGGGCAGAUAAGGUGCCCUCCGACCUUCUCCCUAUCUCAAUGAAAUAUGGAAAGAGUACCACAACAACCAUUCCAAGUGCCUUCCAGUUCCUGGAAAACCCCAUUGUGACAGACCACUCCCCCAAAGAAAGCUUUGUCUGUGGUGGAAGAAACAUCUUUGUGACCGGUUCUGGCUUUGACCUGAUCCAGACUGCUAUUAUGAAGGUUCAGGGAGGCAACGUGACAUCUUUCGAGAACGCCGAGGAGAGAAACGACACGUUCAUCCAGUUUAAAUCCCCGACCCUGAGAAGCUCCCUCAACCAGCCCUUGAAAACCUACAUCCAGCUGGACAACUGGGAGCGGGAGCUGAAGCCCUUCGUCUACCACCCAGACCCCGUCUUCUACGAGCUGACGAAGAAGGUCAUCACCGAGACCAGCAUCAUCAGCGUCACUGGCCGAGGCUUCUCCAAAGCCAUGACCACCAAGGAGGCGCAAGCGUUUGUGGGCGACGUUCCCUACAUGGUCAACACGCUGCAGGACGAAAAGCUGUUCCUGGAUCCACCUUCGACUACACCCCGGGGGCGCUCCAGACGGCAGCACAGGGACACGCGGCCGGAGCUGCUGGACCUGAUGAUCAAGUUCGGGAAGGGGGAGUGGGUGGUCGGCUCGGUGCAGUACGAGCACAAGAACGACCUGUCGCUCUACAUCAUCAUCCCCGCUGUCAUUGUGCCCAUGCUGCUCAUCAUCGCCAUCUCCGUCUACUGCUACAGGAGGAAGAGCCAACAGGCCGAGCGCGAGUACGAGAAGGUGAAGCACCAGCUGGAGAACCUGGAGGAGAGCGUGCGCGACCGCUGCAAGAAGGAGUUCACAGACCUGAUGAUCGAGAUGGAGGACCACACCAACGAACUGAGCGAGGGACGGAUCCCCUUCCUGGACUACAAGACCUACACGGACCGGGUCUUCUUCCUGCCCUCCAAGGACGGCGCCAAUGACGUGAUGAUCACGGGGAAGCUGGAGAUCCCAGAGGCUCGACGGGCCAUCGUGAGCCAGGCUCUGAACCAGUUCUCCAACCUCCUCAACUCCAAGACCUUCCUCAUCAAUUUCAUCCGAACGCUGGAGCGCAGUCAUGACUUCAACGCCAGGGCCAAGGUGUACGUGGCGUCGCUGCUGACGGUGGCGCUGCACGGCAAGCUGGAGUACUACACCGACAUCAUGAGGACGCUGCUGCUGGAGCUCAUGAACGACUACGUCAACAGCAAGAACCCCAAGCUCAUGCUGCGCAGGUCAGAGACAGUGGUGGAAAGGAUGCUGUGCAACUGGAUGUCCAUCUGCCUCUACCAGUUCCUGAAGGACUCUGCCGGCGAGCCCCUGUACAAACUGUUCAGAGCCAUCAAGCACCAGAUCGAGAAAGGGCCCGUGGACGCCAGGGUGAAGAAGGCCAAAUACACGCUGAACGACACGGGCCUGUUGGGCGACGACGUGGAGUACUCUGUCCUGACUUUGCAGGUGCUCGUGCAGGGCGAGGGUCCGGACGUGACGCCCGUCAAGGUGCUGAACUGUGACACCAUCUCGCAGGUGAAGGAGAAGAUCAUAGAGCAGGUGUUCAAGAACUUGCCGUAUUCCCUGCGCCCCAAGGUCGACAGCGUCACGCUGGAGUGGCGUCCGGGCUCCACGGGGCAGAUUCUGUCAGACCUGGACCUCACGUCCCAGAAGGAGGGCAGAUGGAAGCGCAUCAACACUCUGGCACACUACAACGUGCGAGACAACGCCACACUGGUUCUGUCCACAGUGGCCCACACUCAGCAGAACUAUGACCAGAACCAGGAGAACCACGAAGAACGAAAUGCUCUGCUGGACGACGACAAGGUGUUCCACCUGGUGAGGCCGGCGGAUGAGCUGGACGAGAUCAAGUGCAAGAGAGGCAGCAUAAAGGACAAGUCCAUGACCAAAGCCAUUACAGAGAUCUAUCUGACGCGACUCCUGUCCGUCAAGGGAACGCUGCAGCAGUUUGUGGAUGACUUCUUCAGAAGUGUGCUGUGCUCGGGGGCAGUGGUGCCGCCGGCUGUCAAAUAUUUCUUUGACUUCCUGGAUGAGCAGGCGCUGAAACAUAAUGUGGAUGAGGAGACCAUCCAUAUCUGGAAGACUAAUAGCCUCCCUCUGCGAUUCUGGGUGAACAUCCUCAAGAACCCCCACUUCAUCUUCGACGUCCACGUGUCUGAAGUGGUCGACGCCUCGCUCUCCGUCAUCGCCCAGACCUUCAUGGACGCGUGCACCAAGAGCGAGCACAAACUCAGCCGGGACUCUCCAAGCAACAAACUACUCUAUGCAAAGGAAAUCUCCACCUAUAAGAAGAUGGUGGAUGACUACUACAAGGGCAUCAGGCUGAUGGUGCCCAUCAGCGACCAAGAAAUGAACACUCAUCUGGCAGAGGUGUCGCGGUCUCACUCAGAUAGGCUGAACACACAAGUGGCUCUCCAUCAGCUUUACCAGUACGCCAGCAAAUACUAUGACGGGAUCAUCGCAUCCCUCGACGAGGACCCAGCUGCCCAGAGUAAACAGCUGACCCUGCGGCUCCAGCAGAUAGCGGCCGCCCUGGAAAACAAAGUGACUGAUCUCUAACACGCUGGUCGGCACCAAGGGAGGAUGGAGGAGGGGAAUGGAAGGAUGCUGCCAGUGACUACGGGGGCUUAGUUCUUGUGUUUUGUUUUGUUUUUAAAGCGAAAAACACACGGAAAUGAGGGAAGGUGAGAAGGGACUUUUUGUGCUGCAGAGUAAGGGGGGACUAAUGAAAUGCAGAUAGAGCAAAAAGAGGAAGAAAAUGAUGGGUUACGCUGUCAUAGGUACGCCUUAAAGCUCACUUGCCAAACCUUAAAGGUCUGCGCGCUCGCUCAUGCUUCACUGAAUAUUGCCUCCCACAAUGCAGCGUGGGAGACGGCUGUCUGAGAAUUAGGCCCCUCCGUGGAGCACUGGCACAGGAGAUAAUCAGAUGUUCAAUUUCUUUCUGUGUAGAAAAGGUUUUAAGAAUUGUAUUAUAUAUUUUUUUUAUCGUGCAGUCUUUAUGCGGAAAGCUUUAUAAGGAAAAAAUAUCUUUUUAAAUGGAUCACCUUGUGGUGCACAUAGUGUUUUUAUUAGCCUGUGUGUGCGUAGAUGUCCGUGGAGAGCGAGCGCGUGCGACGGCGUGUGUUUGUGUGGACCGUGAGAGUGCGACUGGGAGUGCGUGUGCGCACACAGGAUGCCUAACGCCAGGCGCGAGGGCGAAGGGACGCCUGCUUUCUGUCAUUUUAAUUCCCCGCAUCCAGUGACACGCUGGACCCCGCUCUCAUCGAGCUUCUUGACAGAGACCAAAGGGUCCUCGCAGGGACACCGGUUAAUCUAGCAAUGUACAGGCUCAGUAGAACGACAGGUCAACAGUAAUUUCAGAAACAUUACACUUACAUUCCUUUCUGCUUUCCACUCGGAUUUGCUUGGAGCUGGAGUGCCACUUGUGCUGGUAGAAAUCGAUAAUAGCACAGUCUGUCUCCCUUUAUUGUACAGUGCCAUGAAACAUUCCACUUCAACUAAAGCACAGAAGGACGUAGAUGACAUUUUUAAAGACAUUUCAGUUAAUGACUAUUUUCAGAUAUAUUGUUUUCUGGUUUAUGAUGAAACUUGUUCUUUUUUUUCUCAACUGUCAGCAAGAAGCAGCUUCGCUCCGCCAUGGAGCCGUGCCGCUCACAUUACCCCGGCAAUAAUGUCAGAACACCUUGAGCCGCAUCUAGCGCUCACGUUAGCUUACGAAAUGUACUCGCAUACAGCAGCAACUCAGCAAUAUGAUUUGUAAUGCCAUUAUUUUACUAUUGUCAUUUUAAUGUUUGAAAUAACCAUUCGUUUAAGCAUUCUGCCUCUAAAGCUAUGAAAUAAAUCGCCUAAUGCAUAUGAUGAUAGUAAUAGACCAGAGACACAGUUGGUACUUAAAUGCUACGUUUUGAAGUGAACUCCAGUGGUUUUAGUGUUCUGUGGUGUUGGCGAGGUCAGGUUCAAUCAUGUACAUAAUUGUUAUCGUAAUUGGAAUAUUGAUAUGUCAAUGUCAGAGCUGAGGUGUUGGCAGGGUAGAAAUGGGGGUUUGAUAUUUCUUGGGCCAUUAAACGCCACUCCAAAUUGUAGGUUUUGCUGUUGAGAUGAUUUAAUUGUGCUCCCUGUAUCUGAUCAUGGAUGUGUGUAGUUGACAGAGCAUAACGAGCUCCAGAGACCCCAGAAUGUUAAUGAUUCCUGCCUUGGCUCCGGAGAGGUUCUGUACGGACCUGGAGCCUGCCUGCUUGCCUGCCUGCCUGCCUGCCUGCUCUCUCAGCAUGGUACCCUGGCAUCCCGACCAACAGCACUUGGCACUGCCCACUCAGCGCAGUGCAGAGUGGCACUCUGUAUAAUGGAAUCAGCAGGGGAGGCUUUUGAUCUUAAUUGCGUGCCGACUGCAGACUCCAUCCUUGUCUCCGCUGUUGUUUACUGCUGACUCUUCUCUCGCUGACAGAGUUGAUGCAAGAAGCUUCUUUCAGAGCCUUUCUUUAACCAAAAAUGUGCCUUAUUGAAUAGGAUGAUACAUACAGUAUAUAUUGUUUCUAAAUUAUUCUAUUGGUAACCUAGGUCAUUAUGAUAAUAGUGCUAUAGACAAAGCAAUGUAUUUGGACUUGUGAUAUUAUGUGUGCUGUCUAAAAUGCAAGACUGCCCUGCUGCAGCCGUUUGCGUGCCAAUAGGCUGAAGACAUUUCAGUAUGAUUUUCUUUACGGUUGCAGUUUCGAUGUGUGCAUUUCAUUUGGGUGUCUGUGGCGUGUGCUUAUUAGGACUUUGGUGGCUAUAAGGCGAAGAGCCAAAAGGAAUAAAACAGUGGCCAGUGUGAUUUGGCUUUCCCUUGAAAAUGUUUGGCAUUCUGAAAUUAGUCUGAAGUCAAAUGGUCUCGAUAUAUGUAGAUUGAAAAUAGCUCAAAAUUGUUACAAUGGUGUAAAUUUUUUUGCCAUGUGUUUCUCAGCUAUUCCACAAUGUGUAUGAUAAAUGACUAUCUAUACUCGACAAAUGACCUUUCUUACUGCUGUGCAGUGAUUUUUAUUUCUUGUUUCCUAUACCAUAUAAAUCUUUGUAAAACAUGUUGAAAUACUGUAUUCUAACUGUAUAACCCUAUGCAUUGAGUCCUGGGACAAAAACACAAAAGAGAAAAAAAAGUGUGUGCAGUUGUCGAGACUUUCUUUCCCACUUUGAAACUUGUGAAUGUGCUGUAUUGGUAAAAGAAACCGGAACACUCCAUUUUCUGUACAAGACCAAUAAUGGAAGCCAAUGUUUUCCUCCAUCCAAGGCAGCUCAGAAGAUUCUCGAUCUUGUACCUGAUCUGGUUGUACUGGAUGAAGCUAAUUUUACAAAGGUUGUGUGUGGACGGAGCAGUUACCCACAGGUUUCAUCAUACACUCCUCCAUGAAUAAACUCAGAGACACAUACGCCCUUCA
Betta splendens (Siamese fighting fish) is the source of this 9074-nucleotide messenger RNA. RefSeq names its product plexin b2b (gene plxnb2b). The record is from RefSeq and is a predicted model, not a curated record. The coding region runs from base 670 to 6225 and encodes 1851 amino acids. Gene Ontology annotation, molecular function: protein binding; semaphorin receptor activity. Gene Ontology annotation, cellular component: semaphorin receptor complex. Gene Ontology annotation, biological process: negative regulation of cell adhesion; regulation of cell migration; regulation of GTPase activity. The transcript is spliced from 37 exons. NCBI's taxonomy places the organism in Eukaryota, Metazoa, Chordata, Actinopteri, Anabantiformes, Osphronemidae.